AUGACAAGCACAGCGGGGUCAGCGAGAGAGCCAGUCGAUCUGCUCGGCAAUCGCCGCAAGACAAGCCUUGCUUCACCCUCCGAUUUCGCGCCCUCUCAGGGCGCAAAAAAGGGAAUGCCGGCAAACCGGGCGUCCCAGGCACCUCAGAAAUUCGCUUCAAAAGGCUUUGCAAGCAAUGCGUCUUCCAUCACCAGGGCAGAUGCGCUGGAGCCAUCUGUUAUCGUUCCGCACACAAGCACAGUUUUACAGGCAUGCCAGAAAAUGGCAUCACUGCGGGCCUCUUCGCUUCUAGUUGUCGAAGAUGUGCAGACGACGGUGCCCUCUGUUUUGAUUGGAAUUGUCACCGACAAAGACAUUGCUUACAAAGUGAUUGCAGAAGGGCUCGACCCAGCAAUCGUGCUGAUUUCCUCCAUAAUGACCCCCAACCCAAUUACCAUACAGUCGGGCACCUCGAUGAAUGAUGCGCUUCAAAUCAUGACUGAUAAGCACUUUCGCCACUUGCCUGUUGUUUCGGCGUUUGGAGAAAUCGAGGGCGUGUUGGAUAUUACGCUUGCAAUGCGAGGUGCCAUUGAGAAAUUACGCAAAUCGGAAGAGCUAACUCGUAGCCUGACUUCUGCAGUUGGGCAUGUCACCCAGGACCACCAUUAUGCUGGCACUGAGCAGUUGAUGGGCUUUACUCAGCUGCUCAAAAAGCAGCUCUCCACCCCAGAAGUUGCCGGUAUCUUUGCCUCAUCACUUUUGAACACGUCUGCCUCGUGCUUGCUAAAGACAACGAUUAGAAGCGCAGCCAUCACAAUGAAAGCAGCGUCAAGCACAGCUGUUUUGGUAUUGGAUGAAUCGGGAUCUCUUAUCGGCAUCUUCACAUCAAAGGACAUUGUUCGCCGCGUAAUCUCAUGCAAGCUGGAUCCUUUGAGGACGACCCUUACCCGCGUGAUGACGCCAAAUCCAGAAACCAUCUCUUUAGAUUCUUCCUUAUUAUUGGCAUUAGAGAAAAUGUAUGCAGGAAAAUACUUGCAUCUACCUGUGAUCAAGGAGGAUGGCCAUUCAUCCCUGAUUGACAUUUUGGAUAUUUGCAUCCAUGUCAUUGGAAAGGAGAUUGAUUUUGAAGGGUUUUUUUCGGCCCCAUCUUCAUGCGUUACAGACAAUUCUUCGCCUCACAUUCAGGAUGAGUUCACGGAAGAUGAUACUGCCAGCGUCACGUCGCUAGAAACCAAUGCCAGCUCCAAAAUUUCAAAGGGCAAUAGAUGGUCCUUCAAAGUCCGCAAUGGCAGCAAUGUUGUUUAUGUCCACAUUCAGCAGCCGCUUCACUCGGCAUUGGUUUUGGCCGUCAAAGAAAAGCUUUGCCUUGACGAGCCGUUUUCAAUAUCAUUCAAAGACAGCGAGAAUGAUCUUGUACCCAUUUUUAAUGACGACGACCUGGUUUCUCUUAUCGAAAUGAUACUGGGAUCGAGCUCCGGGGCAUCCAUUGAUGCUCCGAUCACACUUUUUGUUGCCCAUGCAAAAGAUAUUUCUGUGGCGUCGCGCGGAAAGGCAUUGGAUUGGUUUGGAAGCCUUUUUAAAGACAAUAUCUUGGCGGUUUCAGUGUCCUGCGGAAUUGCCGGAAUACUUGGUACCGCUCUUUUGUACCGAAAGCUCAAAUAA
Mitosporidium daphniae is the source of this 1641-nucleotide messenger RNA. RefSeq lists its product as uncharacterized. The record is from RefSeq and is a predicted model, not a curated record. The coding region runs from base 1 to 1641 and encodes 546 amino acids. Lineage: Eukaryota; Fungi; Microsporidia. The transcript is spliced from 3 exons.